Molecule: messenger RNA, 516 nt
Organism: Wickerhamiella sorbophila
Lineage: Eukaryota; Fungi; Ascomycota; Dipodascomycetes; Dipodascales; Trichomonascaceae
Product: J-type co-chaperone jac1, mitochondrial
Exons: 1
Coding region: 1-516 (171 amino acids)
Biological process (GO): protein complex oligomerization; [2Fe-2S] cluster assembly
Cellular component (GO): mitochondrion
Molecular function (GO): protein-folding chaperone binding; ATPase activator activity
Source: RefSeq, a predicted model, not a curated record
AUGUCCAAGAUUUUGCGAAGGUGGAUCAACUACUACUCGCUGUUUCCAAAAACAUUGGCAGCAGGUCCUCCUCCUAAGGGGCCGUUCGAAAUUGACACCAAGUCUCUACGGAACGAAUACCUCAAGGCACAGCAGCAAGCUCACCCAGAUGUAAACAGUGGAGCCACCGCCGCCGACUCGGCCACCCUUGGCUCGGCGUAUCGUACAUUGUUGGACCCAUUGCUACGAUCACGGCAUAUUCUUGAGUUACAGGGCUCCACCGCAGUUGGUGAGGAUGCCAGUUUAGACGACGAGGAGCUGUUGAUGAAUAUAUUGAUGGUCCGGGAAGAAGUGUCCGAGUGUGAAGACCCCGCUGAGAGAGCAAAGCUCGAGCAAGCAAACAAUGAGAGGAUUGAAAGCACUAUACACAAGAUUUCGCAAGCCUACUCUGAAAAUGAUCUUGAGACUGCCCAAAAGGCAACCAUUGAACUAGGCUACUGGAUCAAACUUCGUGCAGCUUUCCAUGGAGAAGACUAG